UUGUUGCUAAAAUGUUGUCUCGCUGGUCGCGCAAAGCUGUUGAUAAAUACUUGACCUUCCAAGUACUACGCAGCACAGCAGGACGGACACGGCAUUACAGCACCGACAAACAGUUUAACAUCAAAGAUGAAGUACUGGACGGCCGGCCACUUUACUUGGAUGCUCAAGCGACCACAUCGUUGGACCCAAGAGUACUUGAUGCCAUGAUGCCAUACAUGACCGCUUACUAUGGAAAUCCACACUCGCGAACGCACGCUUACGGUUGGGAAUCAGAACAAGCUGUCGAGAAGGCCCGCUCCCAGGUAGCGUCCCUUAUUGGUGCGGAUCCAAAGGAGGUUGUGUUCACAUCCGGUGCAACAGAAUCGAACAACAUCUCGGUGAAGGGCAUUGCGCGUUUCUAUGGCGUGAAGAAAAAGCACAUCAUCACGACGCAGACCGAGCACAAGUGCGUGCUGGAUUCUUGCCGUGCGCUGGAGGGUGAAGGAUUCCACGUGACGUACCUGCCGGUACAAACCAACGGACUAAUCAGCAUGGAAGAGCUGGAACGAGCAAUCACUCCGGAAACAUCACUCGUAUCCGUAAUGACGGUAAAUAAUGAGAUCGGUGUGAAGCAACCGGUCGCCGAGAUUGGACGCCUGUGCAAAGCGAAGAAAGUGUUCUUCCACACGGAUGCCGCCCAAGCCAUUGGAAAAAUACCGAUCGAUGUGAACAAAAUGAACAUCGAUCUGAUGUCCAUAUCGGGGCACAAAAUCUACGGUCCAAAGGGUAUCGGAGCGUUGUACGUGCGCCGCAAGCCACGCGUUCGGGUGGAAGCGAUACAGAGCGGUGGUGGACAGGAAAGAGGCCUGCGAAGUGGAACCGUACCAACGCCGUUGGCCGUCGGUUUGGGUGCCGCUUGUGAGAUAGCAAGUCGUGAGAUGGCGUACGAUCACCGAUGGAUGGAGUUCCUGUCGAAGCGGUUGAUGGAUAAAAUAUUUGCCGAACUGCCGCAGGUUAUCAGAAACGGUGAUCCGGUGCAUACGUAUCCGGGUUGUAUCAAUCUUUCGUUUGCGUACGUUGAGGGUGAAUCGUUACUGAUGGCGCUGAAGGAUGUGGCACUUUCCAGUGGAUCGGCGUGCACGUCUGCUUCGCUGGAGCCGUCGUACGUGUUGCGGGCGAUCGGUACGGAAGAAGAUUUGGCGCACAGCUCGAUCCGUUUCGGUAUUGGACGUUUUACGACGAUCGAGGAGGUGGAUUAUACGGCGGAGAAGUGCAUCAAACACGUUACACGAUUGCGCGAGAUGUCUCCGCUGUGGGAGAUGGUACAGGAAGGAGUGGAUAUUAAGAGCAUCAAGUGGUCGCAGCAUUAAAGCGCUCGGGAUUGGUAUCGCUGGUGUAAUAACGAUAGUUUCGUUUUCUUGCAAUUGUUUGUAGGUUGAGGCACAUGCUAAAUUAAAGCUUGUAUAAAAAAACAAACGAAAUACAUUGUAUAUUUU
Molecule: messenger RNA, 1475 nt
Organism: Anopheles maculipalpis
Lineage: Eukaryota; Metazoa; Arthropoda; Insecta; Diptera; Culicidae
Gene: Nfs1
Product: cysteine desulfurase, mitochondrial
Exons: 3
Coding region: 12-1349 (445 amino acids)
Biological process (GO): [2Fe-2S] cluster assembly
Cellular component (GO): nucleus; cytosol; mitochondrion
Molecular function (GO): pyridoxal phosphate binding; cysteine desulfurase activity
Source: RefSeq, a predicted model, not a curated record